Penicillium brevicompactum is the source of this 504-nucleotide messenger RNA. RefSeq names its product cytochrome b5-like heme/steroid binding domain-containing protein. The record is from RefSeq and is a predicted model, not a curated record. The coding region runs from base 1 to 504 and encodes 167 amino acids. Lineage: Eukaryota; Fungi; Ascomycota; Eurotiomycetes; Eurotiales; Aspergillaceae. Gene Ontology annotation, cellular component: membrane; endomembrane system. The transcript is spliced from 4 exons.
AUGGCUGCAGACAACUCCCAACCACAGGCCGAAGUGAUGUCCAUCGCUUCGCCAAUCAACUUCAUCCUCGGCUCACUAUUCAUCGUCUUGCUGUACUGGCACUUCCGCCCCAAGGCCCCCGUCGAGCUUCCGCGUGGUCCCCCGCCAACCGUCUUCACGACCUACACCCCAAAGACCUUAAUUGAGUUCAAUGGCGAGAACGACCGCCCAGUCUACCUAGCCGUCCGCGGCCGCGUCUUCGAUGUCUCCCCCGGCAGAAACUUCUAUGGACCUGGCGGACCCUACGAGAACUUCGCGGGUCGGGACGCCUCGCGUGGUCUGGCUCACCAGAGCUUCGACCAGGAUAUGCUCACCAAGGACCUCUCGGCUCCUUUGGAUGAGCUCAAGGACCUGGAUGCCGAACAGCUGGAGAACUUGCAGUCAUGGGAAGACCGCUUCUCUGAGAAGUACCUGGUUGUGGGCAAGCUGGUCGCUGUGAACGACCCAGAAGCUCCUUCGGCAUGA